AUGAAUACUGAAAAUAAACCAUGUAUUUCACCAUUUACCUUUAAACUAGAAGAUUGCCUGGCAUGUUCGGCUUGUAUUGCUGAUUUUUCUGUUCCAAAAAUUCCUACUUACACAGAACUGAAAGAUGUCCCUUUAACAUUUUUAUUAUCACCACAUUCGAAAAUGAAUAUGUAUGCCCACUUUAAUAAUCAUAUAAUGUCCUUUAGUGAUUUUGAAUAUCACUUAAUUUCAUUUAUAAAACUAAAAUUUAAUGUAAUAAAAGUAUAUGAUACAUCUUAUGUCAAAAAUAUUCUGUAUGAUAGUGUUUAUGAGGAAAGCACGAGAGACAAAAUAAUAAUAAGUGACUGUCCUGGGACUGUUUCAUAUAUUGAAAGGCAAGCACACCAUUUAAUUGAAUAUUUAUCUGUUACUUCUACACAACAACAAGCCAUAAAGCUACUUGCUCAGGGGCGAAGUAUAAGUGUCAUACAGUGCUAUGAUAAAUUUUUAGAGAAUAGCGAUGAUGUUUUAACUACCUAUGAUUUUUAUAAAAUGAUUUUGGAUCUAGGAUUUUUACAGCAUAAUUUUAUUAAAGGAACCUGUGAGAAAUGGGAGAAGUGUACUAUUGGAUAUCAUUAUGGAUAUUUAGAACACAUAUUAAAUAAGAAGAACAAUUAUUUAACAAAAAAUGAUAGUAUAAAAAUAUUUAACAGUAAAAAUGAGGAGGUAAGGUUAAAUGGAAAAAGAAAAUUAAAUAUUAACACAGUUACAUUAAAUAAAAUUAAUAUACCUGAGAUAGAUUAUAAAUAUAAAAAUGGAGUGUUUACAUAUACACAGAUCAAAAAUAAUAAGAAAAAAAAAUAUUUAAGAAUAUUGGGUCUAGAACCUUUUCUUAAUUUUAUUAAGGAAAGUAAACAUAAAGAAUUAGAAUAUGAUGUAUGCGAAAUAUACAUUUGUAAUCAGGGAUGCAUUAAUGGACCAGGACAAUUGUAUACAGAUAAUUUAUAUGUAAAUAAUUCAGAAUACAUAGAUAUUGAUCUUGGUAUUGAUUGUAAACAGUUACAAAAAAGGACAUAUAGAAAAAUAGAAACAAAGAAAGUUAAUUUUAAAAUAGAAUGGUAA
Vairimorpha ceranae is the source of this 1101-nucleotide messenger RNA. Its product is annotated as iron hydrogenase. The record is from RefSeq and is a predicted model, not a curated record. NCBI's taxonomy places the organism in Eukaryota, Fungi, Microsporidia, Nosematidae. The transcript has a single exon. Gene Ontology annotation, molecular function: 4 iron, 4 sulfur cluster binding. The coding region runs from base 1 to 1101 and encodes 366 amino acids.